Molecule: messenger RNA, 3092 nt
Organism: Lathyrus oleraceus (garden pea)
Lineage: Eukaryota; Viridiplantae; Streptophyta; Magnoliopsida; Fabales; Fabaceae
Product: cucumisin
Exons: 10
Coding region: 738-3041 (767 amino acids)
Biological process (GO): proteolysis
Molecular function (GO): serine-type endopeptidase activity
Source: RefSeq, a predicted model, not a curated record
CUACCUAAGUUCAAUAUAUAUAUGAUAGCUUCCCCGCAAACAUAGAAAACUUGUGCCUUAUUUCACCACCUCUACCAAGAAAAUUCUUGAAAUUCUGCAAGAACUCCUUUUUAACUUAAGAAGGUUCCUCAAUCUUGGUGAUAAAUUUGUGUCUUCAAGCUUUCUUUUUUUUUCCCUAAGGGAGCAUUAAAUCUAAACUUCCAGCAAUAAAAUAUCCCACUCCUCCUAUUCAAUAAAACCUAUUUAUUUUUGCUUUUAAUUUUAGUAUGUUUUCAUUGGAUUGAGCAGAAGACUUUUAAUUUCUCUACCUAUGUUUAUUUUUAUAGCUUGUAGUUUUAGGUAAUAGAGAAACAGUAGCAUUAGGCUCUAACUUUGCACAAUGAGUUAUAAAUACUUAGACCUAGAGACCAAAAAUGUACAAGGUUAGAAUAAUCGACUAUGUGAGUCUUCACGAUAUAGAAAUGCAACGAGAUUCAUAAGAAACGUUUUUUUAACGAAGCCAAAGUUUAAAAAAACAAUAGCUUAAUGGUUAAUUCUAAGAACCUCAAUGACACUAAAUAAAUUUUACAUUAACUCUUUUGUUCAUUUCUUGAUCAGUGGGAAUUUCUUCCCCAAAAAAAAAAAGAUAUAAAACAAAUUUAUCCCAAGAAAUCUGCAUGCAUAUAUUAUGAGAUUUUGAUGAUCCAAUAGUAUACAUACUAUUAACCAUUUUUUGUUGUAUCGUUGCUAGCUUGACAAUGGAUAGUAGACCUUCUCUUGGCUCUUUGUUUAUCCUUCUUGGUCUUAUUUCACUUUUGGUGAAAUGUUACUCAUCUUCUGAAGAUAAUAUGAAGACUUACAUUGUCUACACCGGGAAGAUCAUAAAUGAUGAAGCGUCUUCGCUGAUCAUUUACCAAAAUAUGUUAAAUCAAGUUGCUGAGAGUAAUUCAACAUCAAAAUCUGUACUCUACCAUUACAAACGUAGCUUCAGUGGCUUUGCUGCAAAGCUAACGGUGGAAGAAGCUCGCCGAAUGGCUGGACUUGAUGGGGUGGUGUCUGUAUUUCCAAAUGAAAAGAGACAGCUCCUUACCACCCGAUCUUGGGAUUUUAUAGGAUUUCCAGAAUAUGUCGAGAGAGAAUACAAUGAAUAUGAUGUCAUAAUUGGAGUGAUAGAUUCUGGAAUUUGGCCGGAAUCAGAAAGUUUCGACGAUAAAGGAUAUGGUCCACCACCAAGCAAAUGGAAAGGCAUUUGCCAAUCUUCUGAUUUUACAUGCAACAACAAAAUAAUUGGGGCCAGAUAUUAUAGAAAUGAUUAUGGAGAAGACUUCUUGAAAAAUAAUAUCUUAUCCCCAAGAGACACAACUGGGCAUGGGACCCAUACAGCAUCAACAGCGGCGGGAAACCCUGUUAGCAGGACAAGUAUGUUAGGCCUUGGCCAUGGAACAACAAGAGGAGGGGCUUCCUCAGCAAGAAUUGCGGUUUAUAAAGUAUGUUGGUCUGAUGAAUGUCAGGAUGUGGACAUUCUUGCAGCAUUUGACGAUGCUGUUAUUGAUGGAGUUGACAUAUUAUCCGUCUCUAUUGGAGGAAAGUCAGAUGAUAGUAUCCAUUUUAUGGAUGCAUUCUCAGUUGGAUCAUUCCAUGCAAUGAAAAAGGGAAUACUAACAGUCCUUGCGGCAGGGAACUUCGGUCCAAAAAGUUCGUCCCUAACAAAUUUUUCACCUUGGGCAAUUAGUGUUGCUGCAAGCACCAUGGAUAGAAAAUUUGUUACAAAGGUCAAAUUAGGAGAUAACAAAAUUUACGAGGGUACUUCUUUGAAUACAUUUGACCUUCAGGGAGAACUGUGGCCGAUUAUCUAUGCUGGUGAUGCGCCAAAUAAGGAAGCAGGCUUCGAUAAAGAUUCAUCCAGGAACUGCUCAGCCAACUCGUUGGAUAUCAAGUUGGUGAAGGGUAAAAUUCUUCUAUGUGAAGACAGAAUAGGACCUUCUGAAGCCUAUAGAGUUGGUGCUGUGGGUGUCUUGGUACAAGGUCAAAAAUCUCUUGAUACCGCAAAUUCUUUUCCCUUGCCUGGAUGUUACCUUCAUUCCAAGGAUGCCGCCAAAGUACAUAAAUAUAUCAAGUCUAGAAGGAAUCCGGUAGCAACUAUAUUUAAAACAUAUGAGUCAAAUGAUACUUUGGCACCUAUGGCUGCCUCUUUCUCGUCAAGGGGUCCUAAUAAUGCUACGCCUGAAAUUCUAAAGCCUGAUUUAACUGCUCCUGGAGUAGACAUUUUAGCCAGUUGGUCUCCAAUGUCUCCAAUUUCUCAAUUUCAUGGUGAGAAAAGAAAAUUGGAGUUCAAUAUUGUGUCUGGAACAUCAAUGUCGUGUCCCCACGUUUCUGGUGCAGCAGCAUAUAUAAAAUCCUUUUAUCCUACAUGGUCACCUGCUGCUAUACGCUCAGCUCUAAUGACGACAGCCAAACAAAUGAGCCCAGAAAAGAACCAUGACGCAGAAUUUGCGUAUGGAGCUGGACAAGUUGACCCUAUGAAGGCUUUGAAUCCGGGUUUAGUAUAUGAUGCAGAUGAAGAAGAAUAUAUUAGGUUUUUAUGUGGUCAAGGUUUAGAUAUGUCUAUGUUACUCCAAAUCACAGAGAGUAUAAUCAAUUGCUCAGAGAGAGGAUAUAUGAUACCUAGAGACCUAAAUUAUCCUUCAUUUGCUUUCAAAGUCCAACGGCCCAAACAUCACUUGAACGCAAGCUCUAAAAGGACUGUUACAAAUGUAGGGCUUGCUAUGUCUACCUAUAGAGCAUUUGUAACCGCUCCUAAAGGAUUCAACAUUUCAGUGACCCCCGACUUGUUAUCAUUUACAUCCUUGGGAGAGAAACAAACAUUUAUUCUCACUAUAAAUGGAAAAAUGAAGAAAUCAAUUGGUUCAGCUUCUUUGAUUUGGGACAAUGGUAAAUUUCAAGUGAGGAGUCCCAUUGUUGUAUUUGAUGAGCGAGCGGUGAACGGUGCCAGUUUAUAUCGUAUAAAUUACUUAUAUAUUGUAAUUUUUAAUUUACUAUUUUAUAUUACUAUUAUUGGAUAAGUUGUAUACUUUGAUCAAGAUGAAAAUUAAUUGCAUACUUGUAUUUUUUUA